This is a messenger RNA of Syngnathoides biaculeatus (alligator pipefish), 1321 nucleotides long. RefSeq names its product ADP/ATP translocase 3-like. The transcript is spliced from 4 exons. Gene Ontology annotation, biological process: mitochondrial ATP transmembrane transport; mitochondrial ADP transmembrane transport. Gene Ontology annotation, cellular component: mitochondrial inner membrane. Gene Ontology annotation, molecular function: ATP:ADP antiporter activity. NCBI's taxonomy places the organism in Eukaryota, Metazoa, Chordata, Actinopteri, Syngnathiformes, Syngnathidae. The coding region runs from base 148 to 1044 and encodes 298 amino acids. The record is from RefSeq and is a predicted model, not a curated record.
CUUGGUAUCGCGAGUAGUCGUUCAGAUAAAUCCGCAACGCGGCUUUCCAAUCGGCCAUUUCGUCGGUGCAGGCCAUAGCCGUAAAGGGCAACGGGGGGAAUCCGCAUUAUACUGGUUAUCUGAAAGGCAACUCGAGAACAUCGCACCAUGAGUGAGACAGCUAUCUCUUUUGCCAAGGACUUCUUGGCCGGUGGCAUCUCCGCAGCCAUCUCCAAAACAGCCGUCGCACCCAUCGAGAGAGUCAAGCUUCUCCUUCAGGUCCAACAUGCCAGCAAGCAGAUCACAGCAGAUAAGCAGUAUAAGGGAAUUGUGGACUGUGUCGUCCGUAUCCCCAAGGAGCAGGGUUUCCUCUCCUUCUGGAGAGGUAACCUUGCCAAUGUCAUCAGGUAUUUCCCCACCCAGGCCCUCAACUUCGCUUUCAAGGACAAGUACAAGAAGAUCUUCCUGGACGGUGUCGACAAGCGCACUCAAUUCUGGAGGUACUUCGCUGGCAACUUGGCAUCGGGCGGAGCCGCCGGAGCCACCUCCCUGUGCUUCGUGUACCCCCUCGACUUUGCCCGUACCCGUCUGGCCGCCGACGUCGGAAAGCCUGGAGCCGGGAGGGAGUUCACCGGUCUCGGUGACUGCCUGGUCAAGAUCUUCAAGUCUGACGGUCUGCGGGGCUUGUAUCAGGGCUUCAAUGUGUCCGUGCAGGGGAUCAUCAUCUACAGGGCUGCUUACUUUGGCAUCUACGACACCGCCAAGGGUAUGCUGCCUGACCCCAAGAACACUCACAUUCUUGUAAGCUGGAUGAUUGCCCAGACUGUGACAGCCGUCGCCGGCCUGACCUCCUACCCCUUUGACACUGUCCGUAGACGUAUGAUGAUGCAGUCUGGACGCAAAGGAGCUGACAUCAUGUACAGCGGCACCAUCGACUGCUGGCGUAAGAUCGCCCGUGACGAGGGCGGCAAGGCCUUCUUCAAGGGUGCGUGGUCCAAUGUGCUGCGAGGCAUGGGGGGUGCUUUCGUGCUGGUGUUGUACGAUGAGCUGAAGAAGAUCAUUUAAAAAAAAAAAAAGUCACCUUGUCACCUCACUGUCCAAUUCGGCUAAAUGUAAUAACUUUCCAUUUCUUAUGGACUCUGCAUUCUGCCUUAUUUAUGGGAACAAAAGUUAUAGUGUCCUCUCCACCUAGCUGUGGGUAAUGGCUGUACGUUGUGCAUUUUGAUUUUAAACGUUCCGCACGCCAUCUUUACCAAUGUCAUUCCUUCAACAAGUAUAAUACCUCCUGUUCUUCACUAUUGUCCCAACUCAAAUAAAUCCGUUCUGGGGAACCAACUACAAA